Chelmon rostratus (copperband butterflyfish) is the source of this 2658-nucleotide messenger RNA. It is a transcript of the gene galnt16, whose product is annotated as UDP-N-acetyl-alpha-D-galactosamine:polypeptide N-acetylgalactosaminyltransferase 16. The coding region runs from base 200 to 1906 and encodes 568 amino acids. The record is from RefSeq and is a predicted model, not a curated record. Gene Ontology annotation, cellular component: Golgi apparatus. Lineage: Eukaryota; Metazoa; Chordata; Actinopteri; Chaetodontiformes; Chaetodontidae. The transcript is spliced from 15 exons.
UCUGUCAGUGCGCAAAUCCCAGCAGAGAGGAGGCAGCAGCGCCCCGGCAGAAGAGCCUGAGAGAGAGAGAGUGACAGAGAGAGAGGCUGUUUGUCUGCGCUCCGACUCAACCCAUCACCGGCGGGGAGGCUGCACCUUCUGCCGAGCACGGACCUGAACCAGCAGGGCUCGCCACCGGAGCCCUCCAUAUGGGCUCACCAUGCGCAGGAUACGGGCCAACGCCAUCGCGAUUCUGACCGUUGCGUGGAUCCUGGGGACGUUCUAUUACCUGUGGCAGGACAACAAGCCCCAGUCGUCGCCGUCGUCGUCGGCUUCGCAGACCCGCGGCAGGGGCCAUGGGCAGAAGGUGGUCUCCGGCCGGCUGGAGAUCCACCGGGACGACAGGACCAUCCCGCUGAUUGUGACCCAGCCCCUGCGGACGGAGCAGCAGAGCCAGCUGCUGGCCGGCUUCGAUGAGAAGGCCUACCUGGCCGGGAAGCAGCUGAAGCCGGGGGACGACCCGUACAGAGACCACGCCUUCAACCUGCAGGAGAGCGACCGGCUGGGCAGUGAGCGAGCAAUCAGAGACACCCGACACUACAGGUGUGCAUCUCUUAAUUAUGACACAGACCUCCCUUCCACAAGUAUCAUCAUCACUUUCCACAAUGAGGCUCGCUCCACUCUCCUUCGCACCAUCAAAAGUGUCCUGAUGCGAAGUCCUCCGUCUCUGAUUCAAGAGAUAAUCUUAAUAGAUGACUUCAGCUCUGACCCUGAGGACUGCCAGCUGCUCUCUCAGAUCCCCAAAGUGCGCUGCCUGAGGAACGGCAGGAGAGAGGGUCUGAUCCGAUCACGCGUGCGAGGAGCCAACACGGCCUCGGCCUCCAUCUUGACCUUCCUGGACAGCCACUGUGAGGUCAACACCGAUUGGCUGCAGCCGAUGAUCCAGAGAGUCAAGGAGGACCAUACGCGAGUGGUCAGCCCCAUCAUUGACGUCAUCAGCCUGGAUAACUUCGCCUACUUGGCUGCGUCCGCUGACUUGAGAGGAGGUUUUGACUGGAGCCUCCACUUCAAAUGGGAGCAGAUUCCCAUCGAGCAGAAAAUGGCGAGGAGCGACCCCACACAGCCAAUCAGGACUCCCGUCAUUGCUGGUGGGAUUUUCGUCAUGGACAAGAGCUGGUUCAACCACCUGGGCCAGUAUGACACCCACAUGGACAUCUGGGGAGGGGAGAACUUUGAGCUUUCUUUCCGGGUGUGGAUGUGCGGAGGAAGCCUGGAGAUUCUUCCCUGCAGCCGGGUGGGUCAUGUGUUCAGGAAACGACACCCGUACGACUUCCCUGAAGGAAACGCUCUCACCUACAUUAAGAACACCCGACGGGCUGCUGAGGUGUGGAUGGACGAGUAUAAACAGUACUACUACUCUACGAGGCCGUCGGCCCAGGGCAAGGCCUUUGGCAGCAUUGCAGACCGUCUGACGCUGCGGCGGAAGCUGAACUGCAAACCUUUCCGCUGGUAUAUGGAGAACGUUUACCCUGAGCUGAGGGUCCCGGAGCAGGAAGCGGUGUCCAGUGUGCUGAAACAAGGCGGUUUGUGUCUGGAGACCCGUGGGACAGACACUCUCGGCCUGGCAGAGUGCAGGGGUGUCGGCGCCAACAGGCCGCAGUCGCAGAGGUGGGAACUCAUAGAGCCACUGAUCCGGCAGCAGGACCUCUGCCUGGCCAUUUCAGCCUUCACAGCAGGGUCAAAGGUCAAGAUGGAGCCCUGCAAUGCAAAAGAGCCCAGACAGAAGUGGAAGCCCAAAGGCACGGCUCUGCAGCACAUGGUCAGUGGCCUCUGCCUGGACAGUCAGACCCCGACAGGCCCGCCGGUCAUCACGCAGUGUCGCCCCCAGAUGGCCAGCCAGUCCUGGGAGCCACAAAUCAUCACCUGAGCCACGGCGGACGGGGAGGAGGGAGAGGGAGGAGAGGAGCAGAUUCUGGACCCGGCCUGCAGGAGGACUCAGGGGAUCACAUCUGCACACUGUCUGUCGCCUUGCUGAGGGGUGAAAGGAGUGAGAACUGUACUUUUGUGACGUCGACUUCAAGCUCCUGCUCAUUGGUCUCGGUGGCGAGGGCGUCGCUGGAAACAUGUUGGCCUUGUUGAGCGCUACAUCUGAGGUCUUUUCUGUACAGUGCUUCAUCCCUCGAGGAUGCUGCAGUUCUUCUACGUAAUCUAAGCUUUUCACUGAAAACUGUUGCACAUCUCACUUUCUCAUUUCUGUGUCUAUCCUGGUCAACAGUUUGUUUAAAAUUGGAAUAGUGAGCCUCAAAUCAAACGAGUGCACACUGUACUGUAGCAAAUGUGCUGAGGUGCACCUGACCUACUCUGAGUCAAAGUCACUGCUUGUCUUGUUUCCUAGUCUUAGGUUGAGACAUGCCUGAUGGCUGUAAGGACCAGGGCAGCUUUAUGUAUAGCCAACUAAAAUCUGAGCUUUUUUUAUUGCUGAAUAGCAGUCUUGAAAGCACCAUGCAAAGCACUGUCAGGAACAUUAUUUAUUGUUUUGCAUGGUCAGACCCAAAGAAUGUUAUUUUUUUUUCUGUCUCUCUACAAAGUUUUAUGUAAAUAUUUGAAGCAGAUAAUGGCUUGGUUUUUGUGUAAAGUACUCUCUAUGUUGUUUGAAAAAUAAAAUGUGGUAACAAAGGA